Macrobrachium nipponense is the source of this 566-nucleotide messenger RNA. Its product is annotated as serine/threonine-protein kinase Chk2-like. The transcript is spliced from 4 exons. Gene Ontology annotation, molecular function: protein binding. The record is from RefSeq and is a predicted model, not a curated record. The coding region runs from base 129 to 551 and encodes 140 amino acids. Lineage: Eukaryota; Metazoa; Arthropoda; Malacostraca; Decapoda; Palaemonidae.
GUAAACACUCCCAUAAAUACAACUCGAAUAAAAUUACAAAAACUCUCGUUAGAUUUCGUGUUGGUGUCUGCUUUCUGUUGCUUUUGACGAUUACGGGUGAAAGUGUGAUGGUUGAUGCUUGAAUAGAGAUGAUGGAUCCAUAUCCAAGUAGCCAAGCAAGCACUCAGGGAUUCCGUGAAACACAAGAAAUACCUGAAGUUCCUUUAGAUUUGGCAGAGAUAGAUGCUGCAUGGGGAAGACUUUUCUCAGUGAGAGAUAGUUUAUCUAGUUACAAUCUUACAAAUGAGACCUAUUCAUUUGGGAGAGGAAAUGUUGACCAUCGUUUUGACAGCAGGCAGUUUAAUGAACAGUUCCUGUCCGCUAUCUCUAAAACGCACUUCAGAAUCAGCCGGGAAAGAAAAUCUGCUACAGAGGUGUUUGUUGUUCUGGAGGAUCUCUCUUGUAAUGGAACAUUUGUUAACCAGCAGUUAGUAGGCAGAGGAAAGAAGAAAAUUCUCCAAAGUAAUGAUGAAAUAGCUCUUGCCCACUCAACCAGAAAAGGUAACGUUUAAUACUCUUGUACAAAG